AUGGGGAAGCUCAUCCGCUUGGAGUUGUUCAACUUCAAGUCCUACAAGGGCCACCACAUCCUCCUGUUUGGCGACUCCUACUUCACCUCCAUCAUCGGCCCCAAUGGAUCCGGCAAGUCCAACUCCAUGGACGCCAUCUCCUUUGUCCUGGGUAUCAAGUCGUCGCAUCUCCGUUCCGCCCACCUCAAGGACUUGGUCUACCGCGGUCGCGUCCUCAAGACCUCCAAGAUAAACGACGACGGCUCCGCUGAUGCCCCCGCCGCCAACGGCCACGCCAAUGGCGAUCCUAAUGGCGUCGACCAGGCCGACCAGCGCCCUACCCGUGGCGACCCAAAAUCUGCCUGGGUCAUGGCUGUCUACGAGGAUGACGCCGGCGACGAGCAGCGUUGGAAACGCGCCAUCACGAACCAGGGCUCCAGCGAGUACCGCAUCAACGACCGUGUUGUCACCGCCCAGCAGUACAACGACGCCCUCGAGGCCGAGAACAUCCUGAUCAAGGCCCGCAACUUCCUCGUUUUCCAGGGAGACGUUGAGGCCAUUGCCGCUCAGUCGCCCCAGGACCUGACCCGCCUCAUCGAGCAGAUCUCGGGCAGCUUGGAGUACAAGGCCGAGUACGAGCGCCUGCAGGCUGACGCCGACCAGGCCUCCGAGACGUCCAACUUCCAGCUGCAGCGCCGUCGCGGCAUCAACUCCGAGAUCAAGCAGUACCAAGAACAGAAGAAGGAGGCCGACAGUUUCCAGGCCAAGACGGACGAGCGCGAUGCCGCCGUUGUUACUCACAUCCUCUGGAAGCUCUACCAUUUCCAGCGCAUGAUGGACGAGUCGAGCGCCCAGAUCCAGGAGCACCAGGAAAACCUGAAGGAGUUCCGCCGCAAUGUCGACAAGUUCGAGAGGGACCUCGAGGCUGCCCGUCAGGAGCAGGCCAAGGUCACCAAGGAGGUCCAUAAGGUCGACCGCCACAUCAAGCGCCAGGAAAAAGAGAUUGAGGACAAGGAGAACAGCCUCGUUCCCAUCGAUGAGAAGGUCCAGCAGACGAGCCAGGCCGCCGACAGGAUCCGCGCCAGGAUUGCCACUGUCGGAAAGGAGCGCGACGACCAGGCCAAGUCGAUCAAGAAGAUUGAGAAGGACCUCGAGACGGUGCAGAAGGCCCAGAAACAGUUCGAGGACCAGUGGAAGGAAACCAUGAAGAAGCAGGGCAAGGAGCUGAGCGACGCCGACCGCAAGGAGUACAACACCCUGCGUGCCCAGGCCAUGGCCAAGUCGUCCGACAACCAGGCAAAGCUGGAGAAUCUUGUCCGUCAGCUCAAGACGGACGCCUCCACCGUCGACAGCCUUAAGGGCAAGGUCGAGAACUACCACGCUGCCGUGGAAAAGCUCGAGUCCGAGCUGGUCGCCAUCAGGGAGAGACGGGACGUCGUGCAAGACAGCGUCAAGCAGACCUCCAAGGAUAUUGAUGCCAAGAAGAAGGAGUUCAACCAGGUCCAGUCGGAGCGCGUCAGGACCAACCAGCGGCGCACUGAGCUGGACGAGAAACUGCAGGAGGCAUUGAGGAAACUGGGCGAGGCCGAUGAGGGCCAACGCCAGAAUGCCAAGGAGGCCAGGAUCAAGGAGACCGUCACCUCGCUCAAACGCAUAUACCCCGGCGUGAAAGGCAGGGUCGGAGACCUGUGCAAGCCCACGCAGAAGAAGUAUGACGAAGCCGUCAUCACAGCUCUGGGCCGUGACUUUGACUCGGUCAUCGUUGACUCUGAGAAGACGGGCCAGGACUGUAUCCAGUACCUGAAGGAGAACCGUGCACCAGCCAUGACAUUCCUUCCCCUAGACAACAUCAAGGUCAGCGCCGUGAGCAACGCUGUUAAGGGCAUCCAGGGUGCUCGGCUGACCAUUGAUACCAUCGACUUCGAUUCCGCUCUGGAGCGCGCCAUGACAUACGCCUGCGGCGGUUCUAUUGUCUGUGACACUCUGGACGUUGCCAAGCAUGUCUGCUACGAGCGCAGGAUACCCGUCAAGGCCGUAACUUUGGAGGGUUUCGUGAUCCACAAGGCAGGUCUCAUGACUGGUGGUCGGGGUCCUGAGCACAAGGGCAAACGCCGAUUCGAGGAACAUGACGUCCAAAACCUGCGCAAGAUGGCCGAAAAGUACAUGGAGGAGAUCGAGAAGCUGCCUAAGGCCGACAGGCGUGGUACGACCGAAGAAAACCUGCACAACGACCUGGCUGGUCUGGAGCAGCGCCUGGCCUUUGCCCGCAACGAAUUGGCUGCCUACGAACAGAACCUGGCCAGCAAGAAAAAGGAGUUGGACAACGCAAAGCGUCAACUUAAGGAGUUGCAGCCCAAGUACAAGGAAGAAGACAGCAAGCUGCAGAAGACGCGCGCGGCUGUCGACAAGUUCCGCGCGGCCAUCGCCGAGGUCGAGGAUAAGAUCUUUGCUACCUUCUGCAAGAGACUUGGCUACACCGACAUCCGGGCGUACGAGGCUCAGCAGGGCAGUCUUGAGCAGGAGGCAUCCGAGAAGCGCAACCAGUUCGAAGUGCAGAAAUCACGCCUGAACAGCAGCCUUAACUGGGAGAAGUCCAGACUGAACGAUGCGCAGAGCAGGGUGAAGCGCAUGCAAGACCAACUCAACCAGCUCCAAGACGACAUCUCAACCUACGAGUCGCAGAAGGAGUCGAUUGAAGAAGCCAUGGGCAAUGACCAGGAUGCCUUGGCCGCGCUACAGGAGCAGUACGACGAGCUCAAAGAGAAGCUCUCAGAGCGCAACCAGAAGGUGAACGACGCCAAGGCUGAUGUGCAAAGGAGGAGUAAAGACAUCGAGAGCAGACAGAAGGCUAUCGCUGGACUGGAGACAGAGGUGCAGAAGAACAGCGCUGGCAAGUUCGCUCUGCUAAGGCGAUGUCGACUGGAACAGGUCAAUGUCCCACUGGCCCAAGGCUCAUUGGACAAUCUGCCCAACGAAGACAACCUCCUUCAGCAAGACCCAGAUGCCAUGGAUGUGGACGAAGGUGGCGAUGCGGAUCUUAUGGAGGAUGCCAUGAAUGACUAUGGCAUCGAGGUAGAUUUCGAUCUACUCGACGAGGACUUGAAGGAUUCCGAGGACGACUCCGUUGAAGAACGACUCCAAGGCCAGAUUUCGUCCCUAACAGCAGAACUCGAGAAGCUCAAUCCCAACAUGCGCGCCAUGGAACGACUUGGCGUUGUGGAGGCCAGGCUCCAGUCCACGGAUCAGGAAUACGAAGCCUCCAAGGCCGCGUUCAAGGUGGCCAAGGAUGCAUUUGACGAAAUCAAGGCUAAGAGAUUUGAACUCUUCAACAAGGCAUUCACGCACAUCCAGGAGCAAAUCUCGCAGGUCUACAAGGAUCUGACGAGAUCCGAGGCGUAUCCCCUGGGUGGACAGGCCUACCUCGACAUUGAAGAGGACACGGACAAGCCUUACCUCUCGGGCAUCAAGUACCACGCCAUGCCGCCGCUGAAGCGGUUCCGUGACAUGGAGCACCUUUCCGGUGGUGAGAAGACGAUGGCCGCUCUCGCUCUGCUGUUCGCCAUCCACAGCUACCAGCCCAGUCCUUUCUUCGUGCUAGAUGAGGUCGAUGCCGCUCUGGACAACGCCAACGUCGAGAAGAUCAAGAACUACAUCAGGGAACAUGCCGGCCCUGGUAUGCAGUUCAUUGUCAUCAGUCUCAAGACGGGUCUGUUCCAAGACAGUGAGAGCUUGGUCGGAGUAUACAGAGACCAGGAAGUGAAUAGUUCGAGGACAUUAACGUUAGAUCUUCGCAAGUAUGCCUAA
Neoarthrinium moseri is the source of this 3783-nucleotide messenger RNA. RefSeq lists its product as uncharacterized. Bases 1 to 3783 code for a protein of 1260 amino acids. The record is from RefSeq and is a predicted model, not a curated record. Gene Ontology annotation, biological process: sister chromatid cohesion. Gene Ontology annotation, molecular function: ATP binding; DNA binding; ATP hydrolysis activity. NCBI's taxonomy places the organism in Eukaryota, Fungi, Ascomycota, Sordariomycetes, Amphisphaeriales, Apiosporaceae. The transcript has 5 exons. Gene Ontology annotation, cellular component: nucleus; cohesin complex; chromosome.